AUGGCGAACCCAACUGCCGAAACAGCUUGCCCCUCACAGACCUUUCGUAUAUCGCUGCUUUCUAAAGCACCAACGGCCAUUCCCAUCAUAAAUAUCGGCACCCGCCUGGACCGCAAGACUGGACAAUACGUUAUUCUCUGGACAGAUAUCCAACGAGUCUUCGAGGGCGCCCAGUACAUCAUGGAUCGCGACUCCGCCGUUCUCCUUAUGACUGAUGAUGACUUUCAAGAAUUGGCACCGCCAAGAAUUCUCCAUUGCCCUGGUACGGUUCUCGAUGUCGUACUCAGAGACAGCGCCCAGGAACUUCCCUCGGAAAUACAGGCAGGCCCGGCCCUUCACGAUACCGAUGACCAGCGGGACCUAAGGACCAAUAACAGGAACACCAGCCAUGCUGCAUCCGAUAAUAGCGGCAAUCUACACUCAGCUAUUCGAUAUAUCCUCGAAUGUCGAUCUUUGAUCCAGGGCACUCUGCAAACAAUUACUGACCGCGUAUACGAAUCGGAGGAAGGUUUACCAGGCAAUGCAAAGGCAAUCAAGCCUAAGGCCAUAGCGAUGGAUUUACCAGAAAUCAGGAAUUACGUCUUUCAGCACCUAGAUCGCAGAGAUUUCGUGAAAUGCAUGCUACUCAACAAGAAGUGGCACGACUGGGCGGCACCGAAGGUCUGGGAAACGGCCAGGCUAAGCGGCAUACCACGAAAUAAUCUGUCUGUAGAAGCUCUUCGACGCUAUAGUCACCUUGUUAAGACUUUCAGGAUCGACAACCCCGCCUCUGUUACGAAGGAGUACUACGACAUGUAUCUUAUCAAGCUCGAAAAGCUGAUCUUGGUCGUUCCGAACGGUCACUUGGUAGACACAUUGCACGUAUGCGACUUCAUUUAUCGCCAUACUUACUUGGUACAAAUACAGGCUAUCUAUCAGAAGGAAGAUAGGUACUCAUUUGCGACGGCCCAACUGGAAGCUAGAAAAGCAUUUGAACAGCGAAAAAGAGAGCCAUAUGCAGUGUGCCAGCUGUGGGAAACGAUCGCCAGUUUACCCAACCUAAGGACCCUCCAUGUCUGGAAUUUUCCGCCCCCAUUCAGUACUUUCGAAUUCUUGAGUGUACGAGCGUUAUAUUUGGAGUGCAUUUCGAGCAGCAGUGGUACGUUCCCGUCCUUGGAGACCCUGGAAUGGUUUCCAGGCUCAAGGGGUCACUUUGAAGAUCCCGUACCUGAACUUGUGGAGAUGUUCAAAGCGGGCACCUGGCUUAAGCUGGAGCGGUUUGGUGUAGAUCGACAUUAUCUCAAAUUUUCCGACACAGACAUUGCAUCUAUCCUGGCAGCCAUGCCACGCGUGGUUGCUUUCAGUGUGUCUUCGACGGCUGAACAUGCCACGAUGGAGGUCCUCAACCUCUAG
This is a messenger RNA of Gamsiella multidivaricata, 1392 nucleotides long. RefSeq lists its product as uncharacterized. The coding region runs from base 1 to 1392 and encodes 463 amino acids. NCBI's taxonomy places the organism in Eukaryota, Fungi, Mortierellomycota, Mortierellomycetes, Mortierellales, Mortierellaceae. The transcript is spliced from 5 exons. The record is from RefSeq and is a predicted model, not a curated record. Gene Ontology annotation, molecular function: protein binding.